Drosophila hydei is the source of this 1130-nucleotide messenger RNA. RefSeq lists its product as uncharacterized. Bases 351 to 1013 code for a protein of 220 amino acids. The transcript is spliced from 2 exons. The record is from RefSeq and is a predicted model, not a curated record. Lineage: Eukaryota; Metazoa; Arthropoda; Insecta; Diptera; Drosophilidae.
ACUUCAAAUGCCUCUUAGUUUCAGUUUACUUUCAAUUUCAUGCCACCUCUCCAACUAUCUUUCGGUGAAGGGUAUUCACAGCUCAGUGUGCAUAGGUUCGAAUAAGCCUCAGAUUCACUAUGCACACUCUGUAUUGUCUUUCGUUUUGGAGUUCUUAGGCGUUGACGCAUUAUACUACGGCCCGGUUUCUGCAGGUUUUACCGUUCUAAUUGGCACGCACGCAUGGCAAAUGUUUUACUCAUUAACAGUUUGGUUAAUUGAAGACCCAGAUAAACAGAUCGGGUAACCCAAAACCCAGUUCACAUAUAUCAUGCGCUCCCGGUUGUGGCGAGCAUAUUAAUCACAUCGAAAUGCGUCGGCCAAGACAACACAACUUGAACUCGAUCCUCGUUCCGAUCAGCAUCACUUUGUUUUUAAUCACUGGGACAUGUGGCAUGCUGCUUUAUCCCUCAGGCUCGGUGCUGCAGCUGACGACGUCGAUGUCCGUGCCUUUUGAUUUGAACAAGCGAAAGGUGUUCAUGGAUUUGGGCUUUCAAAUGAACUAUAAUCUGCCCUUUAAUCUUGCCGCAUUCUACAAUCCAGCCUUCUGGUCCAAUCCGUAUGAGCGACGUGGUAAGCGCGAAUUGUAUAACUUCACUGGCUCAACCAAUGAGCUGCUCGUUACUGAGAGUGGCAUCCAUCCAAGGGACUUCACUGCCGGCGAGCUGUAUGCGGGCAUUGAAAACCUUCUGCCGGACUACGGCUUCCACAGAUCCUGCUUGCUCCGCAGCGUCUGCGAAUUGGCUCUACAUCCCUUAGCAGAUGAUCACGGCUAUAGCCAGAGUCUGGUCGUUCAGAUUAUCAACCUUAUGCUAACGCCGUCGCAGCAUGAAGGCUUCGGUCCCCACGAAAAGUUAUAUCAACAUCGAUAUGAACGCGCUGAGAGAUUAGGCUUCAUGGGCGGCGAUUGCCAAAAAGCGUAUCCCAAAUGUGAAUUGGAUGUGCUGAGCAUAGUUACCAAGCUAGUUAGAUGAAAUAAAAUUAAACGAAAUCUAUAAUUAAAAGAAUAUAAAUGGAUUUGGAAGUGUCAAUUUGGUGCUUGUGUGGGACUGAGAGGAUUAUGGAUUACGGAUGAACCGAAAUCAAAAGGA